CAACACUGAAAUCGAAUAGAUGGAGUAUAAUAUAUGCACCCUAUAAAUCAACCAUCCCUCCUAUAUAUAUUUAUGACUAUGCCAAUUAAGGCCAGGGAUACUUAAUUAUUUUGCAAAGUAUGCUAUUGGAAAAGAAUUAAUAUCCAGAGAAGUAUAUAUAUAGGUGUUAAAAAUGUGUAUGUACGCAAAUUAACACAAUAGCAUAACAUUAACGUUUUAGAUUUUGUUUUAAUUAAUUAGAGAUGGGGAGGGAUGGUAAAACAAUUAGUCGCUCGUUUAUCGGACUAUUAUCUUUGCUUGGCCUGCUAACCAUUGUUAUGGCGUCUGAUCAUAACUAUGGCGACGCUUUGUCCAAAAGCAUCCUAUUCUUUGAGGGGCAGAGGUCCGGCAAACUACCCGCUAACCAACGUGUGUCUUGGAGAAAAGAUUCUGCUCUUCAAGAUGGUUCAGAUUGGAAGGUGGACUUGGCAGGAGGAUACUACGAUGCAGGUGACAACGUAAAGUAUACUUUCCCAAUGGCCUUUACCACCACAUUGCUUGCAUGGAGUGUGGUGGAAUACGGAGGAGACAUGGGAAACGAGGAGUUGACCCAUGCACUUGAGGCCGUACGCUGGUCAACGGACUUCUUGCUAAAGGCUACCAACCAAGAGAAUGUUGUUUUUGGGUUAGUAGGUGAGCCUGUAGCUGAUCACAAUUGCUGGGAGAGGCCUGAGGAUAUGGACACUCCUCGUACCGCUUUCGCAGUCACCGACAAGGCUCCCGGCUCCGAGGUUUCUGCCGAGAUAGCCGCCGCCUUGGCGGCUGCUUCCAUGGCUUUCAAAGAUUCAGACCCUAACUACUCUAAUGGCCUUUUGCAAAGGGCUUUCAAGGUCUUUGAUUUUGCUGAUAAAUUCCGAGGUUCAUACAAUGAUAGCAUUGGGAAAUGGGUUUGUCCAUUCUAUUGCGACUUCGGUGGUUACCAGGAUGAUUUAAUUUGGGCUGCAGCAUGGCUUCACAAAGCUACAAAUACGGAAUGGUACUGGGAUUAUGUGAAGCAGAACAUAAAUAAUAUAUGGAUGGGUGCAACUGCGUUUAGUUGGGAUAACAAACAGGCCGGCAUAAACGUGCUCGCCUCUCAGUAUAUUCUAAAUGGGGGCGGUGGCAAAGAUUUCACCCCAUUCAUACCCAAUGCCGAUGCACUCAUUUGCAACGUUCUUCCCGAAUCGCCUUCAAAAACUGAGACAUUUACUCCUGGGGGGCUGAUAUUCAAAGAAAAUGCGGUGUGUAACAUUCAACGUUCAGCAGCUUUGUCGUUUCUUUUCGUAACAUAUGGACGGUACUUGGAAUCAGCCAAACGAACAGUGGACUGCGGUAAGGGCGUGUUUGGUACUCCAGCAAGGCUUACGGAGUUUGCAAGAUCCCAGGUUGAUUAUAUCCUCGGAGACAAUCCUAUGGGGGUGUCUUACAUGGUGGGGUAUGGUGAAAAAUAUCCUCAGAAAAUACACCACCGCGGGUCUUCGAUACCUUCCAUUGAUGAUCAUCCAGGACCCAUUGGGUGCAAAGAUGGGACUCCAUAUUUCCAGUCCCCAAACCCGAACCCGAAUUUGCAUGUCGGGGCUGUCGUCGGAGGCCCCGACGGAAAUGACAAAUUCGCCGACGAUAGAGCUGACUCGACGCACUUGGAGCCAGCUACUUAUGUGAAUGCGCCUCUUGUCGGAAUCUUGGCUCACCUUAAAGCUGUUUCUUAAACUAGGUUUUUUAAGGCUAUCAAUUAGGUUUUAGAGGGUAGAAUAUGUUCUUAACAAAUAAGUUAAAUAGGUAUCCACACAUACACAUACUAUUUGUAUUUUGUGCAAUUGUGCCCUCUCAUUCUUUAUUUAAUUAAAUCCAUCUCUUACAUACAUAGUUUUCAAAAUACUUUCCAUUCAUAUCAAGUCAAAACUUCUCAAUACUUUUCUACUUCAAUGAUGCUUUGUAUACAUGCCCUUCUACGGAAUGACUGAAAUGGGAGAAAAGUAAAUUUCAACUAAACCAACAAAUACAACUAACAUUGACCCAAAUGGUGCAUACAACAUUGAC
Cuscuta epithymum is the source of this 2058-nucleotide messenger RNA. The record is from the annotation of a GenBank genome assembly. Lineage: Eukaryota; Viridiplantae; Streptophyta; Magnoliopsida; Solanales; Convolvulaceae.